GCGAGUGCGCUGCGUCGGCCCGAUGGGGGUAAUCGAGGGUUUCGGGGACGCCGAGCGGCGCUUUCCUCUUCCCAGUGAGUGAGAGAGGGAAAUCGGCGGCUCUCGUGCCCGGCCACUUUCCCUGGUCGAUUCCUGGAGCUCCCUGCAGGAGGUGAAAGUCCCGGCGGGUCCGGAUGGCGUAGUUGUGCCGCGGCGCAGCAGCUGCCGGAGCUCGCGGCCGCCGACCGCUGGGCGGGGAAACUUUCCUCCAACUUGCGGCGGGUGGAUCUCCGCUUGACACACCGCCUCCGAGGCGAUUUGAAAAUUGGGAAGGAGGACUUUUAAGGCUACUUCUGAUUUGCCAACACUGUCUACAGUCUGAAGCUGAGGUGACUGAAUGGGGCACACUUUUAGAGAAAUAAAAAUGCCUUCUCACUAUGUGAUGGCCUUGUUUGCACUGAUGAGUUCCUGUGUGGCCACUACAGGUCCGGAGCCCAGUACCCAGUGUGAGUUGUCGCCCGUCAAUGCCUCCCAUCCGGUGCAGGCCUUGAUGGAGAGCUUCACUGUCUUGUCAGGGUGUGCCAGCAGAGGGACAAUGGGGCUGCCGCAGGAGGUGCACGUCCUGAACCUCCGUGCUGCUGACCCGGGGCUCGGCCAGCCCCAGAAAGAGGUCACUCUGCACCUCAAUCCUAUCUCCUCCGUCCACAUUCACCACAAGCCUGUCGUGUUCCUGCUCAACUCCCCACAGCCCCUGGUCUGGCAUCUGAAGACAGAGAGGCUUGCAGUUGGGGUCUCUAGACUUUUCUUGGUGUCUCAGGGUUCCAUGGUCCAAUUUUCAUCAGGAAACUUCUCCUUGUCAGCAGAAACAGAAGAAAGGAGCUUCCCCCAUGGAAAUGAACAUCUGUUAAAUUGGGCUCGAAAGGAGUACGGAGCAGUCACUUCAUUCACUGAACUCAAGAUAGCAAGAAACAUUUAUAUUAAAGUGGGAGAAGAUCAAGUGUUCCCUCCCACAUGCAACAUAGGGAAGAAUUUUCUCUCGCUCAAUUACCUUGCUGAGUACCUUCAGCCCAAAGCAGCAGAGGGUUGUGUGAUAUCCAGCCAGCCCCAGGAUAAGGAAGUACACAUCAUUGAGUUAAUUACCCCCAACUCUAACCCCUACAGUGCUUUCCAGGUGGACAUAAUAAUUGACAUAAGACCUUCUCGAAAGGACCUUGAGGUGGUCAAAAAUCUCAUCCUGAUCUUGAAGUGCAAAAAGUCUGUCAACUGGGUGAUCAAGUCUUUUGAUGUUAAGGGAAACCUGAAAGUUGUUGCUCCUAACAGUAUUGGCUUUGGGAAAGAGAGUGAAAGAUCCAUGAUAAUGACCAAAUCAAUAAGAGAUGACAUUCCUUCAACCCAAGAGAAUCUGGUCAAGUGGGCUUUGGACAACGGCUAUAGUCCAGUAACAUCAUAUACAAUGGCUCCUGUGGCUAAUAGAUUCCAUCUUCAGCUUGAAAACAAUGCUGAGGAAAUGAGAGAUGAGGAAGUCCAUACCAUCCCUCCUGAGCUACGGAUCUUGCUGGACCCUGUCCCCCUGCCUGCCCUGGAGAACCCACCCAUCCGAGGAGGCGGAGGCCGAAAUGGAGGUUUCCCCUUUCCUUUCCCCGACAUCUCCAGGAGAGGCCAGAAGGGAGGAGGAGCAGAUGGGAUCCCCCGGCCAAAGACCCCGGUCAUCCCCAGCAUACAACUGUUUCCUGAUCCCACAGAGCCCGAGGAGGUGCAAGGGAACAUGGAGGUUGCCCUGUCAGUCAGAUGUGAUGAUGAGAAGAUGAUCGUGGCUGUAGAAAAAGAUUCUUUUCAGGCCAACAGCUACUCAGGGAUGGAGCUCACCCUGUUGGAUCCUACCUGCAAGGCCAAGAUGAAUGGCACCCACUUCAUUUUGGAGUCUCCCCUGAAUGGCUGUGGUACUCGUCACCGGCGGUCAGCCCCAGAUGGUGUGGUUUACUAUAAUUCCAUUGUGAUACAGGUUCCAUCACCUGGAGAUAGUAGUGGCUGGCCAGACGGUUACGAAGAUCUGGAGUCAGGCGAUAAUGGAUUUCCAGGAGAUAUGGACGAAGGCGAUACCUCCUUCUUCAGCCGACCUGAAAUUGUGGUGUUUAAUUGCAGCCUGCGGCAGGUGGGGAAUCCCAAUAGCUUCCAGGACCCACCCAACAGAAACAUCACUUUCAACAUGGAGCUGUACAACACUGACCUCUUUCUCGUGCCCUCUCAGGGGGUCUUCUCCGUGGCAGAGAAUGGACACAUUUAUGUUGAGGUAUCUGUUACUAAGGCUGACCAAGAAUUGGGAUUUGCCAUCCAAACGUGCUUUAUCUCUCCAUAUUCAAACCCUGAUAGGAUGUCUGAUUACACCAUCAUUGAAAACAUUUGUCCUAAAGACGAAUCUGUGAAAUUUUACAAUCCCAAGAGGGUGCACUUUCCUAUCCCACAAGCUGAGAUGGACAAGAAGCGAUUCAGCUUUGUGUUUAAGUCCAUUUUCAACACCUCACUGCUCUUUCUACAAUGUGAGCUCACGUUGUGCACCAAGAAGGAAAAAGACCCCCAGAAGUUACCUAAGUGUGUGCCCCCGGAUGAAGCCUGCACCUCACUGGAUGCCUCAAUGAUCUGGGCCAUGAUGCAGAAUAAGAAGACAUUCACCAAGCCCCUCGCUGUGAUCCACCAGCAAGCAGAAGCUAAAGAAACAGGUCCAAGCAUUAAGGAACCGAGUCCAAUUUCUCCACCAGUUUUCCACGGUCUGGACACCCUCACCGUGAUGGGCAUUGCGUUUGCGGCGUUUGUGAUCGGAGCGCUCCUGACGGGGGCCCUGUGGUACAUCUAUUCUCACACAGGGGAGACGGCGGGCAGGCAGCAAGUCCCCACGACGCCGCCGGCCUCGGAGAACAGCAGCGCGGCGCCCAGCAUCGGCAGCACGCAGAGCACGCCCUGCUCCAGCAGCAGCGCCGCCUAGCCGUGGCGCCGCCAGCGCCAGCCCGGGGCCCGCAGCGCGGCCGCGGCCUCGGAGGACGGCGUCGCCGCGCCCCUGCGAAGAGGGAGGGAUUUCCCUGCCGAGACCACCUGUCGUAUUCGUCCCCGCCCCCCCAGGGCUAACCCCCGUGUGACCCCUGGACUUCCGUAGCGCACUAGAACUCACGCGAGAAAGCCGAGGUGGCGGCCUUCUCCACCAGCCCCGCACAGGCUUGGGGGCUUUCAAUGUGAAACACAUGCCAGUUUUCAAAAUGCUGCUUUGUCCAGGUAAGACUAUCCGUAAAUUGGGGCCCUGAGAUUUAUCCUGACGCGAGGAGUCGGUAAGAGGAUAAGAAGCAGGCAGUAGGACCCGUGAGGAGAUACGGCCGAAGGUUCUUGGGUAACUGAACCAAGAUGUAAGACGACAGGAGUACUUCAGGAUUUUCUAAGUGUGUUCCUCCACGUCUAAUCUGCACCUUCUGGAUGCACACUUCUCACUUUGCUGUCACACCCUCUAGGGGCUGACGUUCUCGGCUUGACGGGUGCUGCCCUCGGGGACUGCAUCCUGACACACAUCACAGCAACAUUCCUUUCUGGUGCCCUGGGCCAAAACCCGAGCUGAUGACCUUAUCAGCUUCCCCCUUCUCCCGCACUCGCACACCGACUGCAAAAAUGUCUUAAUGCAAAUUUUGUAUUUCUUUAUAAGUAGAUAGAAAUUGAAAAUGGCCAAAGUCUGGGACUGCAGAUUUGUGCCCAUUUAUGACCUUGUGUUCGGAAAAACUCAUGCAUAGAUGGGGGCAAAUUUAAUUUUAAAGUAGAAGAGGAAUUUGCACAGUAAGGUAUAUGCAAGGACAGGUAUAGACUGUGUCAUCUGGCACAUUCGUUUUCUCAGUUAAAAAAGAGAAUUCAUUCCCCUUUUUAAAAUGCCCUAUGCCUCCGAGUUGGAACUUACUCUCAAAUGUAUUUGGGAGAAUUCGUGUUUCCACUCAAAACACGUCAACCUUUUUAAUAGACCCUUUUGUACAAAGCGAAGCUCUUGUUCGUGCAAAUGCACAGCAGAUCCUGUUGGAUUCCGGUUGGUUAUCUGAACAGUGUCACCAAGUCUGCCAAGAAAGUGCUGAGAUCUGGAAAAGGGCACUCAUUUGGGACUGCUUUAGUUCUCUUGCCUUAAAUGUUUUCCAAACUCAAAAAGGAUUUGAGGUGGAUUUCAUUAAAAUGGAAUAAUAUGAUGCCACUUUGCAGCUAAAAUAAGCUCAACUGAUACCUCUGUGUUAAAAAAAAAAAAAGACUGCCAGAGGGAAAUUUCCAUGCCAAUUCAUUUACUACUGAGGAUAGCUUCAUUGCAGGUAAAUAUUAACCUUUUUCCAGAAUUCUCCCCAAAAUGACUCAGAAACCUACAGAGAAGGCUAGAUUCUACCCCAAAAUAUUCAUAAACAAAUCUCGCCGCCCUUAAAAUAAGGAAGUUGUGCCUAGUUCACUGAAUGGAACCCUAAGUAGAAAAUGUUGAUGACACCCAAGACCUGAAGGCAGUGUCUAAAAGGCACACAAGUAGGUGGAGAUACUGAGAGUCAUUGUUAGGAUACUGAUAGAUCAUACUAGUCACUGAUAGGACAGAUAUAUUACCCACUCAUAGAGUAAUACUCUGCUUUGAGAAGUGUGGAUACUCAAUCUGGAUAAUAUGAACCAAAACAGAUUACUUGAGAGCUACGAUUUCGAGGCUAUCUACAUUGAUUUCUUGAAAAUUUUGCAGAUUUCCACAUACAAAAGAAGAUAUGAGAUUAGAGAAUUUAUUUCCUUCAGUUAACUUUUUAACACAAGGGUAUCAGAAUGGAGGAAUUAGAUGAUGCUACCUGUGUUUGAAAAUAAUGCGCUUUGCCUAACCUUCAGCAGAAUGUAUUGUUUUAGCAUAUUCUAUGUAUAAAAAAGUUUAAAGAUGUCUUCAAGGAAGACUAGAGUCUUUAAGUCACUUAUAGCUAUAUUUUACUACAAAAAUUUGUGUAUAAAGAUAUAUUUAAGUGUUUUCGAUAAAUUUAAAUUACUCCAUAUGAAAUGUUUAAUUUCAGUUACUGUGAAUUCUUUUGAUCAGUUCUUUGCUGUUUAAAAAACCCUUUCCAUCCUAUUAAAAAGAAAAUUAGCUAUUAAGAGGUAUUAAAAGAUCCAAAUCUUCAGAUGGGCAGGGUUAAAGCCUUUCGUGAUUAUAUUUAAAUGUAUAUUUUUGAGAGAGAUGCUACAUUGCCAAUGAUUUUAUACAUAAUUUAAAAUUAAUUUACAAAUUUAUGGAUGCAAACCAAAAGAUUUUAAAAGAAAGAAAAACAUCACCUUUUAUUUGUUUAGGUCUUACUGUCGGAAGUAUUAUUCAGAUCAAGAAAUCUGUUGAUAAACCUGAUCCCACGUUAAUUGGAGAGUGAAUGUCAUUAGGUAUCUCAGAAAUGUCUCUAAAAAAUGUUUCUAAAGAAAGUGUUAUCUCCCUAGCUUCUUAUUACAUUUCCAAUCGCUUCAUACUUCACAGUUUCAAUACAAAAUACAAGCUAUACUUUAUAACAAGUUCUGCGAGUUUCUUUAAAACUGUUGUUAUAUUCCAGUUAAAUGCUUCUGUCUACAAAGUCUUUCGUUACUUCAGCAGGCUACACCCUAUUCACAGAGACCAUUUGGUUUUGUUUGUUGUUCAAGCUAAAGCUAUGUUGAAAUGCUCUAAACUCCCAAGGCAGAGGGUCCGUGUAAUGCCCUCUAGCUUUUCGUGAUGUGUUUACCAGCAAUUACUCUGUAUUUUAAGAGUCAGAGACAUCUGUCUGAGCUGUUUCUAUAGCAUUUUCUAUACAAACAAAUGAAAAUGGUCUUUUCCUUGUCUGUAAUAAGAUUGUAAACCCAUUUUCUGUGAGUGUUCUGUAGUGGGCAUGGUUGUGGGUGUGUGGGGUGCGCACACGCGUGCCACUCUUUUCGUACUGUAACUACCUCAUGGUGUGAGUGAUGCUCGUACUGCUGGGUGUGUUAACAGAGCACAUUUUGUUGGGUGACUUGUGUGUGUGUGACCUUUUUCCUGUUUGUUUUAUCUGGGGGUUGUUCAUGAAACUGACAGAUGUUUUUCUAAAAAGGACUAUUAUCAGUUUCCAAAUACAAUACUUCUCUCUUCUGGUUUUUCCUGAGUGAGCCUGAUUUUGUUGCUGUUUUUCAUCUAUCAGGGUAAAAAGAGUACCCUUAAAAUCCCUGUGGCCAGUUUGAACACCCCUGUUGUAUUCUUUUCUCUGUUCAAUGUGUUGGCAAUUUUAUGAACAUGCUUAGAUGUAUAGUUUUGAUAACCACAGUUUUAAGUCCUUUAUCUGUGCAUAAUAAAAAUGAUAUAUAUCAAUUUA
Molecule: messenger RNA, 6305 nt
Organism: Neomonachus schauinslandi (Hawaiian monk seal)
Lineage: Eukaryota; Metazoa; Chordata; Mammalia; Carnivora; Phocidae
Gene: TGFBR3
Product: transforming growth factor beta receptor 3
Exons: 18
Coding region: 377-2959 (860 amino acids)
Source: RefSeq, a predicted model, not a curated record